Messenger RNA from Cynoglossus semilaevis (tongue sole), 3074 nucleotides. RefSeq names its product B-cell receptor CD22. The record is from RefSeq and is a predicted model, not a curated record. The coding region runs from base 153 to 2132 and encodes 659 amino acids. The transcript has 19 exons. Lineage: Eukaryota; Metazoa; Chordata; Actinopteri; Pleuronectiformes; Cynoglossidae.
UUUUUCCUCCUCCUCCUCCUCCUCUUGCUCUUUCGUUGCUCCUCUGCUCCCCUCGCUCCUCCCGUUCUGAUCACGAUGAAACUCUCGUCACUUCAAAAUCAUCCUCUGUCCCACAUGUCCCCCUAGUCUCUCUGUUGGACAGGGCAUGGUAGAUGAAGACAUUUUUUUUCCAAGAGACUGUGUCAGCGGAGAUGUUGGCAGGUGCUUUACUUGUGGGAAUUAUCUUUACAGCUCUACCAGGUAUCCAAAGUAGGUGGAGUGUGUUGUUUCCUAGAAAGGAGAUCUGUGUGUGGGCAGGAACCAGUGUCACUCUGCCCUGCCGCCUGGAUUAUCCCUCAGGCCACACCGUGAGGCGGGUCAGGGGGUUCCGUGUGUCUGCGGAGGGUCGUAGGGAGUUCACCCACCACACUGACACAGACCAGAUCAGUCUGUCCUACCGCGGCCGCACACGCUACAUCGGCGGCAGCUACUCCAGCUGCUCAGUCCAGAUCAGGGCUGUGAAGCUGAGUGACGCGGGUCAGUACCACUUCAGGUUUGAGACGGACCAACCACUGGGUCGAUGGACCUCCCCCGACACCGUUACACUGGAUGUGACAGAGCUGCAGGUCCAGGUGCAUCCAGCCAGACCGUCCAACAUGUUUGGCUUUGGAGAGACGGUGUUUGUCGGCUGCCAGGCCAGAGGAUGUGCAGCUGCAGGGAAGACGUUGGCCCUUUACAGGAACGGACUCAACCUUGGCUCCUUUGAGAAGUGGAUGAUCAUCACUCGCUUCGACCAGCAACAGUCCGGAGCGUACACCUGUCGACCGAUCCCUCCUCAGAAUGUACAGUCGCCCUCCCUCACCCUGACUCUGGGCCACGCUCCUCAUUCCACCUCCAUAUCAGUUUUUCCUGGAGGAGAAGUGACUGAAGGAGGCUCUGUCACUCUGACCUGCAGCAGUGACGCAGCGCCACCUGCAGAGAGUUUUGCUUGGUUUAAAGACAUGGAAAGUGGCAGCAUUCCAGACAGUUUCAGGCCUCAGCUCCUCCUGUCUCACCUCCGAUACAUAGACAGAGGAGAAUACUUCUGUGUGGCACGGAAUUCCCUGGGAACAGAUCGCUCCAAACCACUGUUCCUCGAUGUCACAUACUCUCCAAAGAACACACGUGUGCUCAUCGGUCCUCGAGGCGACAUCAGAGAAGGUUCAUACGUCAACCUGAACUGCAGCAGCCACGCAAACCCUCCUGCCAACAGGUUUGCUUGGUAUCAAAUCGUAGGAGAGCAGGUUUUGGCGAAAGGAACGGUGCAGAACAUGACGUUCACAUCAGUGCGUUCUCACCACGCUGGUCAGUACUACUGCACGGCAUCGAACCCACUAGGAUACCAGAGCUCGACUAUAGCAACGCUCACCGUGCUGUACCCUCCUAAGAACACCUCGGUCUUGGCCCGUCCCUCCAGCGUGGUGGACGCGGGCCGACCUCUGACUCUGACCUGCAGCAGUCAGGCUAACCCAGCUGUGGACAACUUCACGUGGCACCGCCUCACUCUGGACGGGGGCUCUGUACAAUCCUGGGGCAGCAAGUCUGGUCCCAGUUUCACCUUCUCAGAGGUGGGGCCUGGAGAGAGCGGCCAGUAUUACUGUGAGGCCAGGAACAGGAUCGGUGCCCACCGGUCGCCGGUUCUUACUGUGCGAGUCAGAGGACGCCUUAAGGCCAUUGCCCUGGCGUCAGCAGUGGGGGUAUCUGCUGGUCUCAUCACUCUGACGGUGGCCAUCAUGAUAAGUAAGAACAUGCACAGAGUAGACACGGAGUCGACAGAAGGAGCAAACAAGCGUCCGUCAAUCACAGCCGACACCAUGUUCUAUGAGUCAACGCAGCAGACGUUCCCUGGGAGAACGGCUAAAAUGUCUGACAUUAUGGAGGAGCCGGAGGACUUGAGUGACAGCUCACAUCCGUCUAUUGUUCCUCUGAACGACGCUCCACCAAUCCCAGAAUUUAAAACUCCUAAACCUGGCCUGGACUACAUCACUGUCCACUACUCCAGGCUGUCCAGCGCCGAUCAGGUGCAGAUCCAAAACCUGCCACUAGAUGGCGAGAAAAGGCCAAGGGACCACACAAAAACUGUUUACUCUCUACUGCCGCAGCCCUGCACCUGAACACGGGGAGCUGCAGAAUCAAACAGCAGCUCGUGUCACUGUGGUUCCACGAGCCACACUCUGACUAAAGACAAUAAACAAACUGAGAAGAUGCCUCACACAGGUCUGAACCACACAUGUAGUCCUGGGAUUCUUCAAGGUUCUUCUGUCCUUAAAGCCAACCUGUGGUUCUGCACCCCUGCUGCUGCACGCAUGCUGCAUGAAGACACAUCACCUCCUGUGCAUCUCAUUGCAGCAAAAUAUAGUAAAUGAAAAAACAGUAUCAUCAUCAUUUACUUAUGGCAAAUGCGCUUUUUAACUUGACACUUGACACUAACAUUGUGAAAUAAUAUUUUCCCUGGUUGCUAAUUUACACUUACUCAUUUGGCUUUCUUAUAAUAUCACCUUACCUUAAGGUUGUUGUUUUGUUUUGUUUUUAAUUCAAAUUCCCUAGGCCAGAUUCACUAAAGAUUAUUGAGACCAUCAUUUAAAUCAUUAUAUAUAUAUAUAUAUAUAUAUAUAGGUGGUAUAAUUGGUGGUAUAAUGAAUGUUUCUGUAGUAGUACAAAAUGGGAAUGUAAAAAUCUAAGAAUAGUUGCUUUCAAUAAUUAAUAUAUAUACAGUAUGUUUCUAUGUUUGCGCUGUCAGCGUUACAGAUGGGUUCAGGGUUGGAGUGGGGGCUCAAGAAUCAGCUCUGAGAACCUUCUUGUUUGCAGUUGUAAUGGUGGAGUAUGUAAUAAAAACCUGUAAUAUGUUGAUAAAGAAUCACAAACAACCAACAUUAAUAAACAUUUGUGUUCAAAUGAAACGUUUCCAUCAAACAAUGUGCAGAGAACUUUCUUUUCUCUUUGUCUUUUGCUGCAAACAGUGAAUGUAUUCACAUUGAUGAUAACUUAGUUACUGUCCUUGGCGUUUUGGAAUAUUUUGCACAAAUAAUGGUCCAAAUGUUACGCCAUUCCCCCCU